Cladophialophora bantiana CBS 173.52 is the source of this 1551-nucleotide messenger RNA. RefSeq lists its product as uncharacterized. The transcript is spliced from 4 exons. The record is from RefSeq and is a predicted model, not a curated record. Lineage: Eukaryota; Fungi; Ascomycota; Eurotiomycetes; Chaetothyriales; Herpotrichiellaceae. Gene Ontology annotation, biological process: negative regulation of silent mating-type cassette heterochromatin formation; negative regulation of rDNA heterochromatin formation. Bases 1 to 1551 code for a protein of 516 amino acids. Gene Ontology annotation, cellular component: Rpd3L complex; cytosol.
AUGCCUCCUCAACAUGUGGAAAUUGCAGAGACAAUCGCAGCGCUUAAAAGAACUCUACGGCGCGAAAGAGAUGGUCCCACGGAUCAAGUCACCUCUGCGGCUACGAACAGAGGCCAUAAAUUAGCACGUGGUGCAAAUUAUAUUCACGCCGGCGCUCUGCCUUAUCCUCACGGGCCAGAAGGCCAUAAACAAAAAAUAGAACAUGCUGGCUACACGCGAUACAUCCUGCAGCGCAACCCGAGACGAUACAACGAGUAUGGUGACGAAUUGGAAGAUAGCGAAAGUGACGCCGAGGCAGAUGCGGACGCUGAAGACGAGAACGCUUAUGCCGGCAUCCGACUCGAAGAACUGCUAUGUCCCUUGAAACAUCCCUCUGAGCUUUCGGGUCACCCUACACUGUCUCUACCCUUUAUUGACCGUGCCCUCCCUGAUAUGAUCAAAUCUACCGAAGAGAAACUGCGUCAAGAGAGAGCCAACCUCUGGCGGGCCAAAAAUCUGAACCGACAGUUCAUGGGGGAUGAGCCGUGGAUACCCUGUGAGAGUACUGAAGGUACAGACGAUUGGGAUCUAUUUGAGCCCAAACCCAAACUGCCCACACCGCAAGCGGGAAAGAAGAGGAAGCGCGGCUUCAAGAACGAGACCUCCCAGAACGGCAUAAAUAGGCACAACCACGCGAACGGGGGGAGGGACCAGAGUGCAGCCAAUCCUGAGGCUGGUGUGCCAGAGAAUAGCUCGACCGCAAAUGACGGGCAUCACCCUAUAAUGACUAGCAAGUCCCGCAUGCAUGCUGAGAUCGCGGCCGAGCACCCUGCCAAAGAAGAAGCCGGUGAAUCCGAUCGUCCAACAAUGAAUGGAAUUCAUAAAAAAGACGGCGAACCAGCUUCCAAAAACAAGAUGGCUGGGGAUGAUCCAGAGGAAGCACGAGGGGCGUCGAUCACCUUACCCGUAGACGGCCAAGAAGAAGAAGGAGAAGGAGAAGAAGAACAACGACAACAACAGGAGCCACAACAGGAGCAGGAGGGUGAAGCAGCAUCCGAAGACGAUAGUCGUCCAAAACCCACGCGACGAAUUACUCGAGCCCUGGCCGCCGAGCACAACAGCUCCAGCGCCCCGACUCCUCCUCUCUCCCCCGACUCGACAGUUUCAUCCAUUGACUCCUACCUCCUUCAGCCUGACCCGUUAUUCCUCCUUCCUCCAGUUCUAGCAGCCAACCACAGGCCCCCACGAAGUCUAGCCCGCCUCGGCCUUCCCGUCGACGAACUAAUUGAGACCCGCCGCCUUCUAAUGAUGUAUAUCCAGAAACAAGAAGAAAGCGUGCGUGGUUACGAGGCCGUGUUGGGAAAACUCAUCAAGGCGAAAAGGAUGCGGGACAAAGUGUGGAACUGGUGCAGAACCGAGGGGCAUGUGGGCGAGUGGUCCGACGGAGAGGACUGGAUUGAUGCCGAGGCCUGGGGAUUGCAGCCAGACGAAUUGAGAAAAGGGAAGGAUGAAGAAGUAGACGAAGCGCAGGAGGAUACAGGGCGAAAGGGCAAGAGGAGACGGCGAGAUUAG